UAAAUGAGUGACUUUAAAUGCCAACAUGCUGGAUGCACUGAGAAGCCUUUUUUCUAUGUUGAAGACGAAAGAUUGUACAUGUGUUCACACCACAAAGAUAUCAAAUAUUUUGGACAUAAAGUAGAGGACCUAAUCAGCCCUGAUACAGUUAUUAAUCAGAUAUCUAAAGUUGAAUCUCAGUUACUAAAUUUUAACAAGAUUACUAUGAAGCUUAACAAUGGAAUUAUGCCUGAAGAGAGUGAGUAUUUGAGUAGCACAGUAAAGAAAGAGCUUGAAGAUAUUAGAGAGAAGCUCAAUAUCGCGAAGGAUGAAAAAAAAUAUUUUGAAUAUGCUUCCUUACUUGAAGAGGCAGAUGACAUAGAAAUGACGUUGACAGAAGAGGAACUUUACUCUGAUGCUAUCAAAGCUUGAGUUGCAUUUUCUCUAGCAAGUCCUGAGGAUUUCAUAAGUUCCGAAACAAUGGAGGAGGAUACAGAACAAAUUAAAGCUCAAUACUCCAAGGUUUUUAAGAUGCCUAGCUGCCAAGGAAAAGCCAUUGCGGAAGAUUUCGAGAAGGAAAUCAACCAUCUUUCAUCUUUAUUCGAAAUGGAGCAAACUAGGACAAAUGAUCUUCAAAAUGACAAGGCUCGACUGGAAAUUAAGAUUCAUGAUAUGGAAGAAAGCAAAGCCAAUCUUAUUCAGAGGCUCAAAGAAACAGCCUCCAAUCCUAACAAACUCCAAAUUAGACCAGAUAAUAUCAAGGAGGAGCUCAAGGAGGAGCUCAAACAAAAUGUAACAAAGACCAAGGAAGAAGCCAAGAAAGAAGCCAAGGAAGAAGCCAAGGAAGAAGCCAAGGAAGAAACCGAAGAAGAAACCAAAGAAGAAACCAAAGAAGAAACCAAGGAAAAUGCAACAGAAAGCAAGGAGAAGACAGAGGAAAGAACAUUUUAUCCACCCUCUCUAAGUUCAUCCCAUUCAAAAAGAGAUGGUUCACAAUAUGAUGAUGUCACUUAUACUAGUCUUUCUGAGAGUAAUAGUUGAGCAGCUUCGUCAAGAAGUUUUCAUCCUCCUAGUACAAAUGAGGGAGAAAAGAAAGAGAUAGUGGAUUCAGUAGACCAUUCAUCGUUAGAUAAGGAAGAGAAUAAAGAGACAGCAGAUCCAGUGGACCCUUCAGUACCAGAACAGGAAGAGAAUAAAGAGUUAGCAGAUUCAGUAAACCCUCCAGUGUCAGAACAAGAAGAAAAUAAAGAAUUAGCAGAUCCAGUGGAUCCUUCAGUAUCAGGACAAGAAGAGAAUAAAGAAUUAGCAGAUCCAGUGGAUUAUUCACUUUCAGAACAAGAAACGAUUGAGUUCUUGAAUUCAUUCAAAGGAAGAUUACCUGAUGAAGAUCAUCUUCGCUUUUCUAAGCUUCCUACAGAGAGCAAAGAAUUUUGAGCUUUCCUGAUAUCUCAUUUUCCUAGACUUGUGAAGAAACUUGAUUUCAACUGGGAGUCUGAGUUUAGUAGGAAUUUAGACAAUUAUAUUGAUGCUAUGGUGAUAGCAAGUUAUAAUGUGAAGUCUGACUUCUUCAUACAUAACUUUGAAGUAAACCCUCUCCGUAUUGUAACACUAAUGUCUGCUAUCAGAAAUAAAACAACAGCUGGAUUUAUCGAUUGCAAGCUAAUAUUGGCUCAUAAAAUAAGCUUUUGUGGGUCUCUUAAAGGAAGCACAGUGAGAACACUGGAACUCAAAGGUUGUGGUCAUCCUUCAAAAGGUGACUGGGUUAACAACCCAGUGCACUUCGAAAACCUGAUCUCAAGUCUUGAAAGUGAACAAGACUUCAAGAAAAACUUGGAAGAGCUUCAAAUGGAAGGAAACAAUAUGAAGAAGGCUGAAGUUGAAGAAGUGCUUCUUAGAUAUGGCUUUAACGGAGUUAGAGUACUCGGAUGUGAAGAAUAGCCCAGAAAUGGAAGCUUCAAAAAGAUUUUAUGAGCUCUGCAUCAAUC
Molecule: messenger RNA, 1964 nt
Organism: Moneuplotes crassus
Lineage: Eukaryota; Ciliophora; Spirotrichea; Euplotida; Euplotidae
Source: the annotation of a GenBank genome assembly